This is a messenger RNA of Aspergillus aculeatus ATCC 16872, 1090 nucleotides long. Its product is annotated as casein kinase II subunit beta family protein. The record is from RefSeq and is a predicted model, not a curated record. Gene Ontology annotation, cellular component: cytoplasm; protein kinase CK2 complex. NCBI's taxonomy places the organism in Eukaryota, Fungi, Ascomycota, Eurotiomycetes, Eurotiales, Aspergillaceae. The transcript has 3 exons. Gene Ontology annotation, molecular function: protein kinase regulator activity. The annotation marks the transcript as partial.
GGGCGAUCCGAUCCACUGAUAACAGUCCAUCCACAUGGAGAUUCACACACUGCAACUAUCCUGACCUGGAAGCUCAUUCAUUCACUUUACUACUUCCCGCAUUCCGCCAUCUCUCCUGCAACACUUCCGAAUAUUACAUGACUCGAUAGAAAAAGACACACUCGGUACUUGUUCUGGGGACUCUCCUGUGCUGGAGGUGUUCGACCGGGUCUCAAGCAACUGCUACGGGUCUGAGCAAAGAAAUCACAUAAUAUCUUCCGAUCGCACCCCUCUCGAUUUGCCGUCACCCAGACACGAUGGAGGACUUCAACAGUGAAACUGACAGCGACUACACCAGCUACUGGAGAGAUUGGUUUAUCUCCUCUCGUGGCAAUGAAUACUUUUGCGAAAUCGACGAGGAUUACCUCACGGAUCGCUUUAACUUGACCGGCCUGAACACCGAAGUCGCAUACUACCAGUACGCCUUGGACCUGGUGACGGAUGUCUUCGAUCUCGACGCAGACGACGACCUCCGCGAGCAGAUUGAGAAGUCAGCACGCCACCUUUACGGCCUGGUCCAUGCGAGAUACAUUGUCACGACUCGCGGGCUUGCCAAGAUGGUCGAUAAACUUAAGCGCGGCGAUUUCGGCAAAUGUCCCCGAGUCAUGUGUGAGGGCCACCCCCUCUUGCCGAUGGGCCAGCACGACACCCCUAAUAUCAGCACGGUCCGUCUUUACUGCGCUAAGUGCGAGGACGUCUAUCACCCGAAGUCGUCUCGCCACGCCUCCAUCGACGGAGCUUACUUCGGCACCUCUUUCCACAGCAUGCUUUUCCAGGUGUAUCCUGCGCUGAUGCCGGAGAAGAGCAUUCGUCGCUAUGAGCCCCGCGUGUUCGGAUUCAAGGUGCACGCCAGCGCUGCCUUGGCUCGCUGGCAGGAUCAGUAUCGCGAAGACAUGAAGACGACUCUUCGCGAUGUUGGAGUAGAGGUCAAAUACAUAGAAGACGACAGCGAAGACGAUCUGGAAGACGACGAUGAUGAGGCGAUCUCGGACACCAAAGAAGAGGAGAAGGUUAUCGGUGACGCUGCUUCGGGCCGCAUGGAUCUCGGUAA